Molecule: messenger RNA, 1533 nt
Organism: Aspergillus campestris IBT 28561
Lineage: Eukaryota; Fungi; Ascomycota; Eurotiomycetes; Eurotiales; Aspergillaceae
Product: allantoate permease family MFS transporter
Exons: 7
Coding region: 1-1533 (510 amino acids)
Biological process (GO): tripeptide transport; transmembrane transport; dipeptide transport
Cellular component (GO): plasma membrane
Molecular function (GO): dipeptide transmembrane transporter activity; allantoate transmembrane transporter activity
Source: RefSeq, a predicted model, not a curated record
AUGGCCGACGAGAAAGCCGCGCCGCCGUCCACGGUGGAAGCGGAGAAGCAUGUCGACCCCACCUUGGAGAAGCAUUCCCACGAUGCAGAUGAGGCCAUGCAGGCCAUUCAGGACCUGCAGGGCGAGGCGAUCGAGCUAGACGAGGCGACAAACAAGCGUCUUCUAAGGAGGAUCGACUGGCACAUGAUGCCCAUCAUGUGUGUCGUUUACGGCAUGAACUAUCUAGACAAAACCACACUCUCAUACGCCAGUGUGAUGGGAAUCAAGGAGGACCUGUCGUUGAAGCACGACCAGUAUCAGUGGCUGGCCAGUUUGUUCUACUUCGGGUAUUUGGCUUGGGAAUAUCCGACCAGCCGGCUGCUGCAGAUGCUUCCGCUAGGCAAAUAUUCCGCCGCGUGUAUUAUUAUCUGGGGCUCCAUUCUCUGCUGUUUCGCUGGCGUCACGAACUUCUCUGGCGGCGUUGCGAUCCGCUUCUUCCUCGGAGUCUUCGAGGCUUCUGUCACCCCAGGCUUCGCACUGUUAACCGCUCAGUGGUACACCAAAUCCGAACACAGCAGCCGGGUCAACAUCUGGUUCAGCUUCAACGGCUGGGGCCAGAUCUUCGGAGGUCUCGUAGCGUACGGGAUCGCGGUGGGAACCCGCAUCCACGGAUCGGCCAUCGACCCCUGGAAGAUCGUCUUCCUCGUCACCGGUUUCCUGACCGUCGCGCUGGGACUGAUCUUCCUCUGGGUUGUCCCUGACAGCCAGCUGAAUGCGCGGUGGCUCAAGAAGGAGGACCGGCUGCUGGCGAUUGCCCGCGUGCGAGUCAACCAGCAGGGUAUUGGGAAUAAGCAUUACAAGAAGUACCAGAUUGUGGAGACUCUUAUGGAUCCGAUGACUUGGGCUUUUUUCUUUUUCGCUAUCAUCGCUAAUAUUCCUAAUGGUGGUAUCACGAAUUUUUUUAAUCAACUGAUCACCAGUUUCGGUUAUACAGAAGAGCAAAGCUUACUCUACGGCACCCCGGGCGGCGCAGUCGAGAUCGUCGCCCUGCUACUCAGCGGAUACAUCGGGCAAUACACGGGCCAGCGCAUCCUGUGCAGCAUGGGCGGGCUGGUAGCCUCCAUCGUCGGCAUGGUCCUCAUCGUGGCUCUGCCCCUAAGCAACAACGUCGGCCGUCUCAUCGGCUACUACAUGACGCAAGCUAGCCCAACACCAUUCGUCGCCCUGCUCGCGCUCAUCUCCUCCAACGUCGCGGGAUACACCAAGAAAACCACAGUAGCAGCUUUAUACCUGAUCGGAUACUGCGCGGGCAAUAUCAUUGGUCCCCAAGCUUUCCGCCCCGAAGACGCCCCCCGCUACGUGCCCGCCGAAAUCACCCUCAUCGUCUGCUGGGGCGUCUGCCUGAUGAUCAUGGCCUUCAUCUGGUGGUGGUAUGACCGCGAGAACAAGAAGAAGGCGCUGAAGCGAGCUGCGCCGGACUAUGUCCGCAUGGAGAACCAGGAGUGGUUGGAUCUGACGGAUAGGGAGAAUCAUGAGUUUGUGUAUUCUUUGUAG